Molecule: messenger RNA, 1392 nt
Organism: Limulus polyphemus (Atlantic horseshoe crab)
Lineage: Eukaryota; Metazoa; Arthropoda; Merostomata; Xiphosura; Limulidae
Product: probable G-protein coupled receptor 52
Exons: 2
Coding region: 415-1389 (324 amino acids)
Biological process (GO): G protein-coupled receptor signaling pathway
Cellular component (GO): membrane
Molecular function (GO): peptide binding; G protein-coupled receptor activity
Source: RefSeq, a predicted model, not a curated record
AGGAGGUUUAAACCAGUUUGGUACAGUGGGAUGUUAGAAGGAGUUUAAUGUUGGUAAAGUUAGUGGGAUACCAGCCCCCCCCGUAUAGAUAGAUAUAUAUGUAAUGCACCAUGUUUGUUGUUUGUUUAUCCUCAGACAAGUAUAUUCUCCGAGACCAACUAGCCUAAUCGUCUGAUUAUUUUCACUUACCGUCUAGCAACGAGCAACGUUCGUUCAUAUACUUACAGCAGUGUCGGUAGCCAAUACGUCAACGUGCAUCACGUGCCGUGGAAGCAACAAGCUCGGAGAAGAGAGAGUAACAGUGAUAUUCGAUAUCCUGUUGGUCCGAUCUCUCGGAGAAAAGAUAGAACGAUAAGGCUGGUGAAGACUGGAUCUAACCGUAACCGUAAGAUUACUUACUAAGAGGAGUAAACUAUGAUUGGACACUUGGAAAACGAUGCUGUCACUCUUAGCAGUUCGGGAGAGCUUCAGAUAACGGCUGACCGUAUAGUAGAAGCAGUUGUUAUCUUAAUGAUCUGCUUGACGAUUAUUGGAACCAAUGUGCUUGCUAUUGCCACCAUUUUGACAUCGCCGGUGCAAAAAGAGGCCAUGGAUUACUACAUCUUGUCCGUGGCCACGGCAGACCUGAUGUGUGGGGUGGUCAUCGUCCCUCUGUCGGUGUAUCCAGCGGUGUCCCGGCACUGGAUGUACGGCCACCUUCUGUGUAGAAUAAGUGGCUACCUAGAACUGACCCUUUGGAGUGUCAGUGUCUACACCUUUAUGUGGGUUGCUGUGGAUCGCUAUUUGGCCAUCAGGAAACCUCUUCGCUACGACACCAUACAGACUCCAACCCGAUGUCAGUGCUGGAUGGUUUUCACCUGGGUGACGUCCAUGUUUCUCUGCUGCCCGCCCCUCCUUGGGCUCUCCAAGGGGGUCUAUUACGAGGACGGAUUUGUGUGUAUGCUGGAUCUUGGAGGGAUGCUUCCGUACAGCGCGACACUCCUGGUUCUUAUCCUAGCCCCUGCUGUCAUCACCAUUGUCUACUCAUUCUUCUACAUAUUCUCUACGAUGCAUAAGAUGCGCCAAUGCAUGACGAAGGAAGAGAAGGAAUACGCCACCGCCAUGAGCGAGAACCUCUCCAAUCCUGACCACAUGAUGGCCUUUGUUCUCAUCUUGGUGUUCACCAUCUCUUGGGGUCCUUGGUUUUCGCUUCUGAUUUACGAACAACUCAUGGGGCACCACAUCGGAGUUCACUCUCUCCACUUCUGUCUCUUCUGGCUUGGAAUCUCCGACUCGAUUUGGAAACCUGUGAUUUACAUCUUAAUGAGUCCUAAGAUAAGAUAUGGUCUGAAGAUUUUAUGUAGGUCUCUCAGUUGCCGCUGGAAGGGCAAUCCCGAAUUCUUUAUCUAGGAG